This is a messenger RNA of Stegastes partitus (bicolor damselfish), 1579 nucleotides long. It is a transcript of the gene ren, whose product is annotated as renin. The coding region runs from base 1 to 1191 and encodes 396 amino acids. The transcript is spliced from 9 exons. The record is from RefSeq and is a predicted model, not a curated record. Gene Ontology annotation, molecular function: aspartic-type endopeptidase activity. Gene Ontology annotation, biological process: angiotensin maturation. Lineage: Eukaryota; Metazoa; Chordata; Actinopteri; Pomacentridae.
AUGGCACUACUGCUGAGUUACUGGAUUUGUCUGCUUGCUCUGUCACUGACAGCAACUAGGAGCCAUGCUUUGAGAAGGAUCGCACUCAAGAAGAUGCCAUCCAUUAGAGAGACACUGCAGGAGAUGGGUGUUUCUGCAGAGCAGGUGUUGAGUGAGCUGGCCCAGAGCAGCACGGACGACCCCAACAACGGGACGGUUCCUACGCCGCUAACCAACUACCUGGAUACUCAGUAUUUUGGGGAAAUCAGUAUCGGAUCUCCGGCCCAGAUGUUCAACGUGGUGUUUGACACAGGCUCAGCCAACCUUUGGGUGCCCUCGCAAAGCUGCUCACCUUUCUCUACUGCCUGUUUUACUCACAAUAGGUAUGACGCCUCUAAAUCCCGGACUUACAUUGAGAAUGGAACCGGAUUUUCCAUUCAGUAUGCAUCUGGAAAUGUUAGGGGAUUCCUGAGCGAGGACGUAGUGGUGGUUGGUGGUAUUCCAGUGGUUCAAGUGUUUGCCGAGGCCACAUCUCUCUCCGCCAUGCCCUUCAUCUUCGCAAAGUUUGAUGGCGUCCUGGGGAUGGGUUACCCCAACGUGGCUGUCGACGGCAUCACUCCAGUAUUUGACCGCAUCAUGUCUCAGCAUGUCCUGAAGGAAGAGGUGUUCUCUGUCUACUACAGCAGGGACCCAAAACACUCCCCAGGUGGAGAGCUGGUCCUCGGUGGGACAGACCCAAACUACUACACUGGAAACUUCAAUUAUGUGGACACCAGAGAGAUGGGAAAGUGGGAAGUUACCAUGAAAGGUGUCUCUGUGGGGACGACGAUGAUGUUUUGUGCAGAGGGCUGUACGACUGUGAUCGACACAGGCUCCUCCUACAUCACUGGGCCGGCCUCUUCUGUAUCGCUGCUGAUGAAAACCAUCGGAGCACAGCUGGAUGAAAGUGGAUACAAAGUCAACUGUGACACUGUGAAGACGUUGCCCAGUGUCACGUUUCACCUGGGUGGCCACGAGUACUCACUCACACAGGAGGAUUAUAUCUUAUGGCAAUCACAGAUGGAAGGGGAUGUCUGCACCGUCACCUUCAGAGGCUUGGAUGUGCCGCCCCCUACAGGUCCCAUCUGGAUUCUAGGGGCCAACUUCAUUGCCCGCUACUACACAGAGUUUGACCGUCACAGUAAUCGGAUAGGAUUUGCUACAGCAGUCUGACAGAAAGUUGAACAUCAGCCAUGUUGCUCUGUUCUCCUUCACUAUUUUUUGCUGCUAUUGCCCAAUGUUUUGCUACUUCUUUUUCCAAUUCUCCCCUCUGCUGCUUUUUGCGAUAACUCAUGAUCAAGUAAUUUCUAUAAAGAAAUGGUGACAAGGAAUGCAUAUUAAGAAAUGUUGUCCACACAUUUCUGGCAUUUCUGCUUUUUUCCUAAUAUAUAAUAUUUCAUAUUAGUUGCACUGAAUAUGUUCUGUUUUUAUUUAUAAGCGUUUGCCAGGAAAUGUACUGUUUCUGUGCUUGUGGCUUCACUUGUUAUUAUAACACUGCAACAGUGAGAUGCAACUCUGCCCUGUUCUGACUAACAAGAAUAAAAUUGUUUACUGAAGCUGU